This is a messenger RNA of Pseudo-nitzschia multistriata, 1399 nucleotides long. The record is from the annotation of a GenBank genome assembly. Lineage: Eukaryota; Bacillariophyta; Bacillariophyceae; Bacillariales; Bacillariaceae.
CUUAACAAGAUUUGCAAAAGCAAUUCAGUUUGACCAUCAUUAUUUUAGCAAUAGUAGCAUGAUUGCGAGACGAUCAUAUCUAUCUACACCAAUGCUCGAGGCUUCUAACUUUGAAGAGUCAACCAAGAGGAAAUAUCUGAAACCAAUACUGGUACUGGCAAUAUAUGGAGCAAUUUUUCUUUUUGUUGAGCACAGAGUCAAUUCCUCCAUUCUUUCCGGUGAUCAGGUGUCUGAGAGAUUGAACGCAACCAACAAGAUUCCAACAACCACUACAGGCAAGGAACCAGGGUAUGAAGACGAGUCUAUUGAACUUGACCCGACUGAUGGGUCUGCGAAACAUUCCAUUGCCAUUAAGCCAAAAUUUUGCAGCCGUGAACGGAUUCGAAAAGGAGAAUGGAAAGCAGUGCGUAGGGAAAAACCUCUUUACGCACUAGAUGAAGACGCAUGGGAAAAUAAAUGCUAUCAAAAGAAACAAACCGAGAAGCCUGCGAUCAUCGAUAGCUGGGAGUGGAUCGCAAACGAAAACGGCGGAGACGACAAAGCUGAUUGUUCCUUCGCUCCUUUUGAGGUCCAUCGGUUCUGUCAACUGAACAGCAACCGCACCAUUGCGUUCCUUGGGGAUUCUAUAUCGUGGCAGCAAUUCAAUUCUCUCAAUUAUCUCUUAGGAGCCACCGAUGAAUACCGAACCACGGCAACUAUAAAGAUCAACGGGGUAAUGACGGGAUCUAUAAAUAACAACGCCUGCAGCGGGAACACGAAGCUGCUCUGGUUGCGAGACAACCGUGCCAAAGUCUCAAGGCUACACCACAUCAUAGGGCUGUAUGAUCCCGAUGUCAUUGUCCUCAAUCGAGGAGCCCAUUACGUGGAAAGCUCUGUUUUGCGCAUGGAAUUGAAUUUGACGMUUGGCAGGGCGUUGGAAUGGCAGCGGGACUGCGACAAACGCGGCGGCGAAAGGGAUUGUCUACUGGUCUGGAGAACCACGGCUCCCGGCUUUCCYGAUUGCGAGAAUACACCUGGUCCCAUUGGGAUCGACCGCCAGGCCAUGGCCAAAGAUACGGUCUCGGAUCCCUCUCAUCCGUGGUAUCAGACACGGCUAAAUGGUCACAAAUUCCAUUGGUGGGAUUUCGCUGGUCAAAAUGCCAUAGUGGAAGAUCUGUUUCAAUCCCGAAUACGGCAGGGACUUCGGGUGUCGUUCCUCGAUUUUUACGAAAUGGCCAUUUUGCGUCCGGAUCUUCACAUUGGCAAGGGCGAUUGUCUUCACUAUUGCUUGCCGGGACCACAUGAUGCUGUAAAUGCCGUGCUUCUUCACGAAAUGGAAGUUGCAAGAUCAACUCGGAAGUCACCCUUUCGCCAUUAGCUGCAUCAAAUUCUACUUUAGUCACUACCCUAAGAGAACAAC